Molecule: messenger RNA, 412 nt
Organism: Rhizophagus irregularis DAOM 181602=DAOM 197198
Lineage: Eukaryota; Fungi; Glomeromycota; Glomeromycetes; Glomerales; Glomeraceae
Source: RefSeq, a predicted model, not a curated record
CUGAGCUUGAACAACUUUCACUCUUUUCCUUCCUGGCUCAGGAUAACUACAUUCUACUUUAUGAUGACGACAAUAUUUGCAAGAUUCUUUUGUGGAAUAAUUUCCAUCACACUUUUUCUUAUCACGUCUACAACGAUAACAAGCAUUUACGUUAAUUCUUCCUCUCUUCUUUGCUGUUUUCUUCACGGUAAUAAUUUUAUCGGGCUGAGCUUGCUGAUUACCAUUACAAGAAUGUUCAUUAUCGGACAAUUCUUCAAUUACGCGUUUCCCUUGACUCAUGAUUAAUAUAAGAUAGAUAAGGUCUAUGAUAUAAUGAAUUAAAUAAUCAGACUCUUUGUUCUGAAAAAGGACAAAAGAUAAAGGGGAAGAUUUUUUUUUUAAUAGAAUUUUUUUUUAAAAAAAAAAAUAAUAA